GGUUGCGACGGGUCGAGGCAGUGACCGAGCUGAGGGGACGGAGGUGCGUGAGGAGCAUCCCUGGUCCCACCGCCCGGCAGCGCUGCGGUUGGUGAGGGAGCGGUGUCCCAACCGAGGGGUUGGUCCGACCCCGGGGGUGCAGCGCCGAGCCGGCUUCGUCAGUUGAACAGUUCUAUCUGGGAUAGGGCCGCGUGCGGGGAAAAGGAAUGGGAUAGCUGUCCUUCAGAAGUUUAUUAGGAUAGACUCAAGUACUUGAUCGUUCCGUCAUAACCUCCUCUUUCUGCUCGUCCUAGUGGGACUGGUUAAGGCCUGGAGAUGUCGACCCCCCCUCUGGCUGGGGCGGGGAUGCCGCCGGGCGCUUUCUCGGGGACUCAGGCUCAGGCGGCCAGGGAGGUGAACACGGCUUCCCUCUGCCGCAUCGGCCAGGAGACCGUGCAGGACAUUGUGUUCCGAACCAUGGAGAUCUUCCAGUUACUGAGGAACAUGCAGUUACCAAAUGGUGUUACUUAUCAUACUGCAACAUACCAAGACAGAUUGGGAAAGCUGCAGGAACAUCUCCGUCAGUUAUCAAUACUCUUCAGAAAACUGAGAUUAGUCUAUGACAAAUGCAAUGAAAACUGUGCUGGGCUCGAUCCUGUUCCCAUAGAACAACUUAUUCCGUACGUUGAAGAAGAUGGAUCUAAGCAUGAUGAUCGUGGUGCUGCAAGUCAGCUUCGUUUUGCUACUGAAGAGAGAAGGGAAAUUAUGGAAGUAAAUAAGAAACUGAAACAGAAGAAUCAGCAGCUGAAGCAGAUCAUGGAUCAGUUACGGAAUCUUAUUUGGGACAUAAAUGCCAUGUUGGCAAUGAGGAAUUGAACAAGGAAAAUCAAACUUUGUAUUUGAAGAAGAUACAAAUCUCAUUCGAUAUGUUUAACUUCCUUGUAAGAAGAAGCAUAUUUUCCUACAAUCAUAUUGCAGUAAUGUUUGAAAAGUCUUCAAGAUUAAAAUGUUGGUUUUUUU
This is a messenger RNA of Corapipo altera (White-ruffed manakin), 999 nucleotides long. It is a transcript of the gene MED30, whose product is annotated as mediator complex subunit 30. Gene Ontology annotation, biological process: positive regulation of DNA-templated transcription. Bases 316 to 855 code for a protein of 179 amino acids. Gene Ontology annotation, molecular function: transcription coregulator activity. Gene Ontology annotation, cellular component: mediator complex. The record is from RefSeq and is a predicted model, not a curated record. Lineage: Eukaryota; Metazoa; Chordata; Aves; Passeriformes; Pipridae. The transcript has 4 exons.